UCUCUCUUGCUCUCUAUUUCUCUCUCUUCAAAUUUGGGGAGACUUCAUCAGAAACCCUAGUUUCUGCCUCCUUCAAGGGGCGCCGCGUCCCUUUGCACCGAUCUCCACCGUGCGCCGUCCAUUUCCACCUAUUCUCCAUCGUUUUUGCAUUCUUUGCACCCAUCUUCACCGACUCUCCGUUUUUCAUUGUGCCGCGAUGACGAAAACUCAGUGGGCCGGUUACCUGAGCGGCGAGUUCGUCCAUGACACUGAAGAUCCGUGCAAUUGGGGCUCACCGUCGGAAUUCCCGUCAUUUUUUCCUCAGGCGGAAUUCCCAUCUUCGUGGCCUUCACUGAUGUCUGGAGACGCCUCUGUCGGGCUGCCUUCACUGGAAGCCACGUGUGGAGAUGGAUUUGCUCCGCCCUCACUCUUGGAAGAGGCGGCUCAUGUGGCUAGGCGCACGAUCUACCGUCGCCCUUCAAAAAUCCAUGAAUCAUGGGCCGACGUUCUGGACUUGAAUGGAUGCUCGAUUACACACCGACGCAUCUUACCAUGCUUAAGAUCUUGCUGUCGAUGCCAUUUUGGCCCAAAGUCGACUCACGGUCCCUCCUAGAGCUUCCGAACUUGACGAUGGCUUCUUGGAUCUUCCCUAUUUUCGGCGUACCAUUUUUGCUAUCUUGAAGAAGGAAUUGAACAAUGGUGUUCCUUUCUCCAUUACUUAGAUCUUUUCUUCUUAUUUUCUCUUUCUUUUUGCUGUAAUUUUUGGUGUUUAGAAUGAAAAACUGAAUCUGUACUUGUGCUUAUUUAAAAGGCUUUUUGUGGUUGUAAA
Messenger RNA from Salvia miltiorrhiza (redroot sage), 808 nucleotides. RefSeq lists its product as uncharacterized. The record is from RefSeq and is a predicted model, not a curated record. The coding region runs from base 197 to 592 and encodes 131 amino acids. The transcript has 3 exons. Lineage: Eukaryota; Viridiplantae; Streptophyta; Magnoliopsida; Lamiales; Lamiaceae.